Messenger RNA from Bipolaris oryzae ATCC 44560, 1191 nucleotides. RefSeq lists its product as uncharacterized. The transcript is spliced from 5 exons. The coding region runs from base 1 to 1191 and encodes 396 amino acids. The record is from RefSeq and is a predicted model, not a curated record. NCBI's taxonomy places the organism in Eukaryota, Fungi, Ascomycota, Dothideomycetes, Pleosporales, Pleosporaceae.
AUGAAGGUCACGGAGGAGGGUUCUGAUCGAAGUGCAGAGAUGCGUGUUUGCAUCGAAGGCCACGCCGAUCCUCUGCCUGAAUAUGGAGAAUACGUUGAUCCGGUUGACCAUGCAGUAUGUUCUUAUAUCCCUUUGGAAGAGGGACAAAAGCCAAAGUUCAGUGGAAAAUUCAACGGAACUACACUAGACAUCGUGUGCGACGCCUUCAUGGACGGAAUACUCCGCAAACACUACUCCUAUGGUGCCAGGGCUGUACGAUUCCAAAAGGGUAAAAAGAUCGAGAUUGACAAGUUUCUUUUCAAGACAGAGGAUGGAGUUAUUGAUUCCCCGAUGGUUGUGUCUACUCUGGACAUGCCCACGACUCAAUCCGAUUCGCCAGAGACCAUUGGCACUAUGGAGCUCCGACUCUACUGCACGCGUAGAAUGAGCGUCUCCCAUGAAGUCAAGGGUACUAAGCAUUAUUACAUCGAUUACGAUCAGAAGCCGGCCAAUGAGGACAAUGACACGUCCAACAGUGAAGACAGCGAGACGUCCGACAACGAGAACAACCAGAAGCCCGACAACUCCAAGAAGGGCAGUGAGAAGACCAAUCAGAUCGUAAACUAUAGGCGUAUUGCACCCACAUCCCUACUCGACAUAGAGAGAGAUUCCGCUCCUAUCAGCGAACAAGCAGUAGCCAGUCACCACAACAAGAUGGUUUCAUCACGCCCAGGAGAAAGGCCUUGGGCUAUAUUCCGGUUUCAUUACCGCAAUAAAGAAGCUCUCGAAAAGUCUGGUAUGGCGCUGAAACAAAGGGUCAGCCUCGCACUCCAGCUGCAAGUGAAGAACCCUCUUCAAAGUGAGCCUGGGACCAAACGUCCCUCCGAGACUAUCAACGAGACACUUCCUGAGUCAAAACGUCCAAAGGUCCUCCCACCACCGCCUUCCUUGGCAACCAACUCUCUCAAAAGCCAACUUGCCGAACGCCGCAAGAAGCUUGCAGAGUUGCACAAGAACCACCGUCAGGAAGCUGAGACCUUGGCUACUAUCCAGAGGAAGAUAGAGCCCUACGAACAGCGUAUGAUGGAGGAGCUGGAGUGCAUCAACCAAGCGAUAACGGAGGAGGAGACGGCACUCGAAGAAGUGGUAGAGCGUCGCAGCCACUUUGAGAAGGUCCUCCAAGAGUUUGAAGAUGGCCAAGAUGAUGCCUAG